AUGUACACCCCAAGACCGCCACCAGAGCACAGCCCGACACGAGCUCUAAGAAGAUCCCAAAGAGGCCGGGAAGGCGAGAACGAAGAACGCGAGAAGAAUCUCGCAACCGAGAGGCGACAAGACGUGAAGGCCGUAGACGGCAGGGAGCAGUCAGGGACACUGAAAAACACUCAUAAAAAAGCAAGGAGAAAAGACGCUGAAGAGGAACCUGAAGAGACGGAGGAAGGUGAAGAGGAAAGGAAAGAGGCAGAGGAAGAGGAAGACGAGGAAGGUGAAGAGAUGGACGAGGAAGACGAAGAGAAGGACGAGGGGGAAUCAGAAAGGGAGAAGGCAGGAGGUGACGAGCGCGAGGAUGAGGGGAGACGUUUUCGGCCGACAAAGGCUCUCAGAAAUGUCCUUUCCGAGGAGAGCGUCGAUUUCGAGACGCUGGAGAAAGAAGCCGCAGCCGGUCAGGGAGGCGUUCACCACGCCUGGGAAAUCGACUACUCAGAUCUUGAUCCGUCCGGGCCUUUCCAGCAGGAUUUCCUCAAGGCGCACUACCGCCGCAACUUCCGGCUGCAUGCGGAUGAUUGCGGCAGCGAAGGCUUCCAAGUUGCGUCUCUCACCGCCCGCAUCAACUACCUGACUCAGCACAUGAUUCGCCACCGGAAAGAUCUCUCUUGUGUCCGAGGCCUGCGAGCCCUCGUCGUCCGAAGACGCAAGGAGGAUGCCGCCUCAGAAGUUACGCGCGCCUUCGCUGCGUCGCUCAAGGUUGCGCGGUCGCAUGCAGCGUUGCUGGAACACACCGGAGCCGCCCCCGAGCCCUCGGAGGAUCGGGACGACUUGCGUGCAGACGGAAACGAUUGA
Molecule: messenger RNA, 846 nt
Organism: Neospora caninum
Lineage: Eukaryota; Apicomplexa; Conoidasida; Eucoccidiorida; Sarcocystidae
Product: putative ribosomal protein S15
Exons: 4
Coding region: 1-846 (281 amino acids)
Biological process (GO): translation
Cellular component (GO): ribosome
Molecular function (GO): structural constituent of ribosome
Source: RefSeq, a predicted model, not a curated record